This is a messenger RNA of Symbiodinium natans, 4563 nucleotides long. Lineage: Eukaryota; Dinophyceae; Suessiales; Symbiodiniaceae. The record is from the annotation of a GenBank genome assembly.
AUGGCCGGGCCCUCGGUUUGCUCUUUCUGCAAUCGGUGGUGGAGCACAUCAGGGGCACCUAUUUGUGGUCUUUGCAGAAUUGCACGGGCCGUAGCUGCCCUACCGCUUGACAACCGAGUUAACAAUACAAACUACGAUUUGGCCACCUCUAUUCUGGAACGUGCUUUGGGGGAGGUGAAUUCUUGGUUGGCUGUCCCGUUGGCAGAAGCCCAAGGGACUGUGGAGAACAUUCCUUCUCCUCCUGGAUCGGGAGCUGUUGAAGGGGAUUUGCACUCGGGAGAAGACUCUCCUAGAUCAAGGGACUUGGGAAAGGACAAGAGGUCAGAUCGUCAACAGGAAAGGAUUCGCCGCCCGGCAGCCUCAAGGGCGCUGGCAAAGUCCAAGCCAAAGGUGAAAGUUGCCCCCCGACAGUCAGGCCGAAAGCUCAAGAAGAAGCCAGGUCCGACCCGACAGUCAGGCCGAAAGCUCAAGAAGCCAGAUCCGGGUACUCACUGGGUUGCGGUAGAGAACUUCGAGAUCAAAAUUGGUGACCAGCUCCACCUGCGGGGCACCUAUAAGGGGAAGCCAGCAGAAUGCAUUGGGCAAGUGCAAGCUUUGGUUCAGGAUACCGAAGGUUCAUGGAUGCGCCUCUCCCUCACUGGAAGCCCCAACCCGGAGAUACAAGAGUGGAAACAAGCUCCCACAGGAGAGUUCUAUGCGAAUCGCAAACCCCUUGUGAAACCUUUGAGCACCGAGGUCGAGGGGUUGUUUUGUGUUCAAGACGUGAGAGAAGUAGACCCAACCUUAGAGUGGAAGUCAAAUCUGGUAGAUCUCAUUCGCCACGGCGCCGGAUUGCAGGGCUUGGAAGCUCUAGCCCAGGAUUUGGGGUACGGAUCGGGAGGGAUAGGACCCAUGGCCCCUCCUGUGCCCGAAGCCCGCGCUCCCGUAGAAGAACAAACCAAGAAGCUGAAAGGGGCCGCGCGCGUCAGAGCAAUGUUGAAACAGAGCCACUGGUCUUGGAGAAACUCAUCCCUAGACCCACUUUUCAAAAGGCCCAAAAUCAGCUUGAAAAGGAAGCGAGAGGCCAGCUCCGGCAGCUCCAUGUCGAAGCUGAGCCUCUCAGAAGCGGAGUCCGACCAGGAAGACUUGUUUCCGGAGGAAGCGCAGGCCAAGCAUAUCGCGCGGAAGUGUCCAGGCCUGUUAGCCCGGCAUGCCAUGCGGGCGGCUCACAACAGAUUGUGCAUGGGGGUGGGGGAGGAUGCAAGGAAUCGCGAGGCGCGGCCAGUUUUCGUCAAAUACUUUCGUCAGGUGUUCAGUCCCUCGUGCAACUCGCCCCCCAUGAGGAGGGAGUAUCUCACGUUAGCAACUUGCGUGGACUGUAUCGUCGAGGGCAGUGUUUUGAAGAUGGUGGACUACGCAGUCCAACGCAUGAAGGCGCUAGAGCAGAUAGCCCAAGGUGCCUCACCUCACCUCGCCAACCGACUGGAGUUGAUCCCUGCGGAGGUCUCCGCGCUGGCAUCCACCGAGGAAGCGCGCUCAGCCGCGCAGGAACAAAGGCGAGAGGACAAAGCCAGGUCCUCUUGGGCACCGCGCGGCAAGGGAAAGUGGGAUCAGCCCUGGGGGAAAGGAGCUUGGGAAGAGUCCAAUCCCAAAGGUCAAGGAGUGAAUGGUUCUCUAAUCGCAGCGGCGUCAAGCCGGGUUCCGAUUGAGGACUAUUGGAAAAGUCGCAGCGUGAACGGCUAUGGUGAAGAGAUUCAUUCUGCGUCUUAUUUUGCGUGGGCCAACGUGAAACACAGCUUGCCCAGCAAAGAUGUGGCGGGGAUUCUUGAUGGGGCUGAGGUUUCAACAGGUGGUGUCAAAGAUUUUCUGAUGCACCCUGAAAAAUAUCUCAAGCCAGAGGCCACGCGAACAUGGAUGAAAUGCCCGAGGGUCAUGGUUAAGGAGGAUCAGUGGGAAGAGGUUUGCGCAGGCCUUGUGGAGAGAGGAGUUUGUGAUGUAAUUCCUGUCAGUGAGGUUCUGCAUGUGGAUGGCAAACCCAUCCUGGGCGGCCUUUUUGGCGUUCCCAAAAUGGAGGAGGCAGAUGGGGUUCCAGUGUUGCGUCUCAUAAUGGACCUUCGACCCAUCAACCAAUGCUUUGAAUCCAUUGCUGGAGACUUGGGAACCCUUCCCAUGCUUAGCCAACUCUUCCCCUUAGAAGUGUUCACGGAAGAGAAUGUCCUCUUGUCUUCGGAGGACAUAAAAGCCAUGUUUUACAUCGUAGGUUUGCCCGAAGUGUGGCGUCCCCUCCUAGCCUUCGGGAGGGAGGUUCCAUCAAGCCUUGCUAUACCAGGAGCAGGGCCCUGCGUGCUGUGCAGCCGUGUGCUUCCAAUGGGCUUCAUAAAUUCCGUUGCAGUCGCUCAAGCGUUGCACCGAGAGAUCGUCAAUUGCGCAGUUGAUAGGUUUGGCAUAAACCGAGAUGCCGAAAUCCGUCGUGAUCAACCGCUUCCCUCUAGUGCGACCGCUUAUCGCGUCUAUUUAGACAACUUCGAUGUGCUUGCAAAAACAAAUCGGGAGGCCUCUCUUCUCCUUGAAGGACAGCUGGGCCCCUUGGCGUCCGAACUUAGGCAAGUGUAUGAGGAGUUGAAAGUUCCAAUCAACGAAAAGAAAUCUGUAAAAUCCGGGCUGCGGGGUGAGAUGCAAGGAGCAUUGGUAGAUGGGGUGCAAGGCCUGGUGUACAUCUUCAGCUACCGGAGAUGCUUGAUGAGCUGCCUUAACGAGGUUUGGAGGUUCAUUGCAUCUUUUGAGGGUCACCUCCACCAAUGGAAGGAAAUCCCACAGGCAGUCAAACAGGAACUCUUUUGCAGCAUGUCGUUAACCCCUUUGGCAAUGAUGAACCUUCGAGCUCCCUAUGAUGCAAUGGCCACGGCCAGUGAUGCAUCAGAAUCGGGUGGAGGUUUGUCGUACACAAGCGGCUUGACACCGUUUGGGGCAGCAGCCUCAUUGAAGCCAGUUAGAGGGGUAACUCAUAGAACUCCGGAUGAUGAGCAGGUCCUGGUUGUUUCGGUGUUUGAUGGCAUUGCAGCGUGCCGUGUAGCCCUGGAUGUGGUGGGGGCCCAGGUGGCUGGCUAUGUGUCCAUCGAACCGGAUGCUGCCGCCAGGCGCGUGGUGGAAUCAGCAUUUGGGUCCACUGAGUUUGUUGAUGGAGUGCAAGAUGUUACAGAUGACACAGUGCGUCGUUGGGCCUGCAAGUUUUCGAGGGCUGGGCUCAUCCUGCUAGCGGGGGGUCCCCCUUGUCAAGGGAUUUCAGGCCUGAACGCUCAGGAUGCACAUGCAAGGUUUCACGAAACCUGCAACAGGAUCCGUGAGUUGCUUGCAAAACACUUCUCUUGGGCAAAGGUUCAUGUCAUGCUGGACAGUGUUUCCUCGAUGCCAGAUGAAUACAGAGCACGCAUGACUAAAUCCAUUGGCUUGCUGCCUUAUCAAGUGGAUGCUCUAGGCAUAACGCCUUGUCGAAGGGCACGCUUUUUCUGGUUCGACUGGGUUGUCAAAGCAGAAGUAGGGGUCGCGAUCGCAACUCCUACGUCCACGUCAUCGUGGGAUUAUGGAAAGCUGGAUUUUCAUUUGGAUUGUCCCUCGGACGCAUUCCUGUCUCCAGGAUGGAAGUUGGCGGGAGGAAAGCUCAAAGACUUGGUGGUCAAGCCAGCCACCAAAAACCGCUAUCAAUCCGCCAUGCGGCUUUUCUUUGAGUAUUUGAGAUGGAACCGCAUACCUAUGCCCGCAGAUGCCUCUCAAGUCGAUCGAGUGGCAGCACAGUACAUAGAACACCUCUGGGAAGAGGGUGAGUCCAAGUACCUUGCACAAGACACUUUGUCCUCCCUACAGCACUUUGAGCCACAACUAAAACGUAAGCUACUCGAGAGUUGGCGCUUAAUCCGCGCUUGGCAGCAACAUGAAAUUCCCACACGAGCACCUCCGUUGACCUUAGUCACUCUUGCCCUGCUGGCAGGUUGGUUCCAACAUCAUUUCCCUGAGCUUGGCCUCAGCCUUUUAGUGGCCUUUCACGGCUUGAGCCUACCCGCAGGGCGGGAAGUAGAGGGGGACGUGGAAGGCCCGAGAUCGAAGAUCUCCAGGCCCGAGAUCGAAGAUCUCCAGGCCUUACAUCACAUCUGGGAUCAAGGCUCUUUGAGUACGCUGAGCUGGGUGAGCUCGAUUUGUAAAGCUCUCGUGGAUGGCACCUCUCUUUCUUCCCUGCAGCUCUUCGGAGUGGUCCUUCUGCGGCCCAUAAAGCUGAUGGCCCGAACCUGUGGACAGCGAGCAGCAGAGGAGCCUCGUGCUGCCUUAGAGCAACUCGUCGAUGAGAUCGUCGAGAAGCCUGAGGAGCUGCUGCCAGCCGGUUUGGCGAAGCUCCAGAAAUGGCUGAAGUUUCCCAGCCAGGGCUACGUCCCAACCAAGGAUCACCUCAGAGGGGAAUUUGCCAAGCGAUGGCGAGAUGGGAUCGAGUGGGAAGGGACCGAGGUCUGGAAGGCCAUUACCGACCCACAGACGGUGGCCACGCUGGGGCAGGUGAUGAAGCGCCUCUCCGGCGGGGCCAAGUCCAAGCUGUAG